Molecule: messenger RNA, 1322 nt
Organism: Cottoperca gobio
Lineage: Eukaryota; Metazoa; Chordata; Actinopteri; Perciformes; Bovichtidae
Gene: paqr5b
Product: progestin and adipoQ receptor family member Vb
Cellular component (GO): membrane
Molecular function (GO): signaling receptor activity
Source: RefSeq, a predicted model, not a curated record
AUGACGACGGUGCUGGGAGAGAACAAUGAGGAGAUCCAGCAGCAAGAGACAGCAGCAGCAGCAGCAGCAGCAGCAGGAGGAGUGGCACAGGUAAACUGGAUAUUCUCGCUGGGUUUAAAGAGGGAGGCAGCAUGGCAACACAAACCUUAUAAAGACGGAGGCACGCGCCACUGCCGGCCUCAGUUCAGCUCUCCUCUCUGGCAGCAGCAGCAGCAGCAGCAGCACCUUGCAGUGAUCAUGCUCAGCCUCAUCAAAUUACCACGAGUCUUCACCAUCAAUCAAAUGCCCAAAGUUUUCCAUGAAGAUAGCAUCAUCUCCGGCUACCGACAUCCACGCAGCUCAGCCAUCGACUGCAUCCUGAGCCUUUUCCAGCUGACCAAUGAAACACUCAACAUCUGGACCCACUUCUUACCCACCUGGUACUUCCUCUGGAAAGCAGUGACGGUGGUGCUGAUGCAGACAGCAUGGCAGGACUCCUUCACCUGGCCUCUGGUGAUCUUCCUGGUCUCCUGCUGCAUUUAUCCGCUGGCGUCGAGCUGUGCUCACACCUUCAGCAGCAUGUCGGAGCGGGCACGCCACAUCUGCUUCUUCUUCGACUAUGGUGCCCUCAGUUUCUACAGCCUGGGGUCAGCAAUUGUCUAUUCAGCUUAUGUUUUCCCCGACAAGUGGGUGAACAACCUCUUCCACCAGUGCUACGUCCCCAUCACUGUGCUCAACACUGUCAUCUGCACCGGCCUGGCCUGCUACUCCAGGCUUGGCUUACCAUUUCUGCAAUAUAAUCAUGACAUCGUAAAAAGAUUCCCUGUGUGCCAGAGUCCAAAGUUCAGCAAGUAUCUCCGUGUCGUUGCCUUUGCCUACCCCUGCCUGUUUGACAACAUUCCUCUGUUCUACCGGGUGUUUCUGUGUGUAGGAGAGGGCUGUACAGACAAUGAUACCAACAUCCUCCACUACAACCACAUCGCCUUGGCUCUCCUCACAGGCUUUCUGUUCGCCACACAUUUACCUGAGCGCCUGGCACCUGGCAGCUUCGACUUCAUAGGUCACAGCCAUCAACUCUUCCACGUGUGCGGCAUCCUGGGCACCCACUUCCAGAUGAAGGCCAUAGAACAGGACAUGGUGACAAGGCGCCCUUGGCUCCUUGAACACUCUAUACCCAUCACCUUUACCAACUCAGUGGGUGCAGCGCUGCUUUGUCUAGUGGUGAAUCUGAUUAUCAUCAUCCUCUUCAGUCUACCUCUCCUCUCUGCUCCAGUUUAUAAAGAAAAUAAACAUUUAUAUAAGUCCAAAGAAAGCCUCAGGUAAGGUCUGCCCCUGUUUCUAAA